AUGGGGAGGUCCCCGUGCUGCUGCCACGACGCGGGCGUGAAGAAGGGCCCGUGGACGGAGGAGGACGACCGCGCCCUGGUGGAGCACAUCCAGCGGCACGGCGGGCACGUCAGCAGCUGGCGCAACCUGCCCAAGGCCGCCGGGCUGAACCGCUGCGGGAAGAGCUGCCGCCUCCGCUGGACCAACUACCUCCGCCCCGACAUCAAGCGCGGCAACUUCACCGCCGACGAGGAGAGCCUCAUCAUCCGCCUCCACGCCCAGCUCGGCAACAAGUGGUCGACGAUCGCGACGCACCUGGACGGGCGGACGGACAACGAGAUCAAGAACUACUGGAACACGCACAUCCGGAAGAAGCUGCUGCGCAUGGGCGUCGACCCCGUCACGCACCAGCGUCUGCCCCCCGAAGACAUCGCCACCGCCUCCCCCGGGGCGAUCCUCUCGGCGGCGGCGAGCCUCGGAGGCCUCAGCAGCGCUCUGAUGCAGGUGCAGGCGCUGCAGCUUCUGCUGCAGGCCGUCAAUGGAGGAGGAACAAGCGCUGCUGCUGGUCUCAUCCCUAGCCUCAACGCAGCAGCCGCCGAUAACGCCAUUCUGAACGCGAGUCGUAGCAUCGUUCCGAACUUAUUACAGGACCAGAUGAACCUCCUCGUGUCUCAAGCGAGCUACGGGUCACCUGAUCAUCUGAGCAACAUCGCAAGUUUUGCAGAGCAGCAGCACGACGUGGUAGUGCAGCGACUGAACAACGCUUCGGCUCCGGUGGUCGGCGGCGCGUAUGCAGAGCCGCUGGCUGCUGCAUUGGUGUCUGCGGCUUAUCCGCAGGAAGUGGUGGCUGCGGCUGACAGACCCGUGCAGGGUUUUGCCGAGCUUCUGUCGGAGCCCAUUGAGAUGCCGAGCAUGUGCUCUCUGGAGGACGACGAAGACGCUUUCUGGAAGGACAUGCUGCUAGAGAGCAGCAGCUUGCCACUAUGA
Messenger RNA from Miscanthus lutarioriparius, 966 nucleotides. NCBI's taxonomy places the organism in Eukaryota, Viridiplantae, Streptophyta, Magnoliopsida, Poales, Poaceae. The record is from the annotation of a GenBank genome assembly.